This is a messenger RNA of Rubroshorea leprosula, 1371 nucleotides long. The record is from the annotation of a GenBank genome assembly. Lineage: Eukaryota; Viridiplantae; Streptophyta; Magnoliopsida; Malvales; Dipterocarpaceae.
GAAAACUUGUUUGGAUUUGUAGCUUGUCUUCUUCUCCCACACUUGCAGAAACCCUCUGUCCCGGCGGAAUGUAUCGAACGGCGGCGAAGAGGCUUUUCCUCGGCACCUCACUGCGCCGAAAUGGCAACGCCCAUCUCCUCCGUUUCCCUAAUCUUAAACCCAUUGCUAGACCUUCUGCAAACCCUCAACCGUUCACUGAUUCGAAUCCCAAUCAACACGAAUUCCCGAAUCUUUCUGAUUCAACUUCAUAUUCAUCGUCUUCUUCGUCGACGUCAUCGACGGCUGGGGAGCAUACACGAAGCGAGAGGCAGAGACCGGGAAUUGAUUACCAGGAGGAGCAAGCUCGCGUUCUUCAGGCCUCGCUUCCUCACGUGUUGAGAUUGGGAUGGAGUGAAGAAGCUAUGAUUGCAGGUGCAAGAGAGGUUGGUGUUUCUCCAUCAAUAGUUGGAUCUUUUCCAAGAAAAGAAGCUGCUCUAGUAGAGUUUUUCAUGGAUGACUGCUUACAAAGGCUUAUUGAUAGAAUUGAUUUGGGAGAAGAUUUAAAAAACUUGAUUCCAAGCCAGCAAAUAUCUGUGCUUGUCAGAGUUCGCCUAGAAAUGCAAGCACCCUACAUAUCAAAAUGGCCCCAAGCUCUUAGCAUCCAAGCACAUCCAUUGAAUGUUCCAACAAGUUUUAAGCAGCGUGCCAUGCUGAUUGAUGAGAUCUGGCAUGCUGCUGGUGAUGAUGCUUCUGAUAUUAAUUGGUAUGUGACACGGACUGUCCUUGGAGGAAUAUACUCAACAACCGAGAUUUAUAUGCUGACUGAUCGUUCCCCAGAUUUUCGAGAUACUUGGGCAUUCUUGGAUGAUCGAGUGAAAGAUGCGUUUGAUAUGAAGAAAACAAUUAAAGAGGCAACGUAUUUGGCAGAAGCAGUUGGUGUUGGAAUGGGGAAUUCCUUGCAAGGAUUCGUGAAUAAAGUGUUUCAGCGAUGAACAAUAGUUGCUGGAUGUUUCAAAUUACUUAAUAACAAGCUUUAUUCUCAACCUUAUCUUUCUUUUGUGAGUUAUUUUAACAAGGAGUAACUACAGGAUGAGAUAUGAGUAUGCUGAUGGUUCCUCAAAUGUAUAUCCUACAAUUUAGGCUUGGUUCGGUUUUGAAGCUGCAGUUUCAGGACUGAGCUUCUGUCACACUCACCUCUUUGGCGAUGUAAUAUUAACUCUCUGACAUGCUUCACAAAAUAGUCAUUUAUUUAUCUAUCAUAGACAUGUGCUUUCCAGAAAAUUUCUUUUAUUUCUUCCCUCAAAAUGAAAGUAUUAUCGUCGUUUUUAUUUUUUUUUUGGUAAAUGUAUUAUCAAUACUGUUGGAUAGUUUAAAUAAUGGAGUUUGAAGUUC